GAAGUAAUACAUGCCACAAAAUGGCUGCGUUGGCUACGAAGUGAACAAGAAAGCCACCUGAACUUGAUGCAAGAAAAGACUUACUACUAUCCAUCUGAUGGUAGUGCCACUGUUUUCAUCGGUAUAUCUGUAGUCAUGACUAGCACGCUGGAUUUCAGGACCCAUGUUGACCAGUCAUGCAGAUAUUCAGAGGAAUUUGUUAACAUUUACUACGACUGCAUGGACAAGAAAAGAAGGAACUUGACCCGACUCUACCUGGACAAGGCAACGUUGGUGUGGAACGGCAAUGCAGUGUCAGGACAGGACUCUCUGGGAGAGUUUUUUGAGUCGCUGCCAUCAAGCGAGUUCCAAGUUCACACACUGGACUGUCAGCCAGUUCACGAACAAGCAACCCAAGGCCAGACUACACUGCUUGUGGUGACUGGUGGUACAGUCAAGUUUGAAGGGAACAAACCGCGUUUCUUCAACCAGAAUUUCCUUUUAACAGCUCAGGCUUCACCCAACAAUGACCAGCCUGUUUGGAAGAUCGCUAGUGACUGUUUCCGAUUUCAAGACUGGAACAACUGAGGCUCUCCUCCUUUAUGCUAAUGUUGAAAAAUUAGCAUGGUUUAUUUCUAUGAUUUUGUAAUAAAAUAAAAAAAAAUACACAACACUGA
Molecule: messenger RNA, 656 nt
Organism: Seriola dumerili (greater amberjack)
Lineage: Eukaryota; Metazoa; Chordata; Actinopteri; Carangiformes; Carangidae
Gene: nxt2
Product: nuclear transport factor 2 like export factor 2
Exons: 4
Coding region: 67-567 (166 amino acids)
Biological process (GO): protein import into nucleus
Cellular component (GO): nuclear pore central transport channel
Source: RefSeq, a predicted model, not a curated record